This is a messenger RNA of Bactrocera oleae (olive fruit fly), 5063 nucleotides long. It is a transcript of the gene inc, whose product is annotated as BTB/POZ domain-containing protein inc. The record is from RefSeq and is a predicted model, not a curated record. Gene Ontology annotation, molecular function: cullin family protein binding. NCBI's taxonomy places the organism in Eukaryota, Metazoa, Arthropoda, Insecta, Diptera, Tephritidae. Gene Ontology annotation, cellular component: cytoplasm; Cul3-RING ubiquitin ligase complex. Gene Ontology annotation, biological process: proteasome-mediated ubiquitin-dependent protein catabolic process; protein homooligomerization.
AAAAAUGUAUAUUUACCUCUUGGCUGGCCAUAUUGUAGAUUGUUAAAUUCUUUGUAGAACUAGAACUGCAAACAAUUGUUAGAAAAAAAAUACUAUAUAGAUAUAAUUUUAGUAUUAAAUUAGUACACGUAUAAAAAAUGUACCUACUGUGAGCUUAACGCCUGAUGUAUAAUUGAUAAGUGAAAUUAGCCGGUGUGUUUUUUCCCAUGUGUGUGAAUUGGCCAAUUUAGCCAGAUUAGUUUGAAAAUAAUUUACAAAUUUCCACAGUAGUUAAGAGUAAAUAUAUUAAUUUGACGUCAAUUGAAAAGAAAUCUUAGUUGUUUUGAUACAAUUUUUAUAGUUUUUAAAAUUAUUCAAAAUAAAUCAAUGGGAAAUUUAACAAAACAAUAAUAUAUCUGUAUUUUAUCGAAUUAUCGUUCUGAAAACACUUUAGUGAACAAAAUGCAACAAUGUCAGCCCUGACAGAGCAAGAAUACUAUAUAUACUACGAAUGAACUCGACAAGUAAAUGAAUGGUAGAAAAGAAAAACAUUUCUUUUUAAGAAAAAAGAAGUAAAUGAGUGAUUAUUGAAUGAAGAGUGGUGAAUAGGAAUGUAAUCUGUAUUAUUAAUAAAUUAAAAGUAAUUUGUGGCGGAAUUGAUUACCAAGAUUGAUUGUGAAGAAUUAUAAGAUAAAAUACAAAUAUUUCCUUUUAAAGAUAACAUACUCGUAUUGAUAAGAAUAAAAAGAAUUUGCGUAGCAUUAUUCAGUACCACAGAUUUUGAAUCAAUUAAAAAAGAGCUAAAUUGCAGUUAAGUGCUCCAUAAAUUACACCUUUGUCCGGGUAGAGUGCAGUUUAAGAAAGCUAAGGAAAACAUUCCAUAACUGCUGAAGGUUAAUUGGCACCAAUUGUCCUACCAAUUCGCAGUUGCAGCGAAUUUUGUGGUAUAUAAUCAAACCUUGAAAGAAAGUACGUGGUCCACAAAAUUUACACAGCUAUUAGCCAGAUUUCGAGUGCUACACACUUAAGCAAGGAAACAUCCGAAAAAGAAAUUAAGACUCAAUACUUUCCGAUUUAAUUAUGACCACAAUAAAUAUAAAUUCAAGAAAAAGUCCGAUGCUGAAAAAGCAGGGCACAGACCAGUGGGUGAAGCUUAAUGUGGGUGGCACAUAUUUCCUUACAACAAAGACUACGCUAUCCCGUGACCCAAAUUCGUUUCUAUCGCGUCUAAUACAAGAAGAUUGUGACUUAAUAUCAGACCGAGAUGAAACAGGUGCUUACUUGAUUGAUAGAGACCCAAAAUAUUUUGCGCCUGUGUUGAACUACUUGCGACAUGGUAAACUUGUUUUAGACGGUGUAUCCGAGGAAGGCGUUCUAGAGGAAGCCGAAUUUUAUAAUGUCACACAACUCAUAACAUUACUGAAGGAGUGUAUAAAUCAUAGAGAUCAGCGACCACAAGCCGAUAAAAAGCGUGUAUAUCGUGUAUUGCAGUGUCGUGAGCAAGAGUUAACACAGAUGAUCUCAACAUUAUCGGACGGUUGGCGUUUUGAGCAGUUAAUUAGUGUCGGAAUGCAAUAUACGAAUUAUGGGCCAUUCGAAAAUAAUGAAUUUUUAUGCGUAGUCUCAAAAGAAUGCGGCACAACGUCAGGUCGUGAAUUGGAACUGAACGAUCGUGCCAAAGUGCUACAGCAGAAAGGAUCUAGAAUUCUCGGAAUUUAAAGUAGAAAGAAAGCGAAUUCUCACACCUCCAACAUCCUCCCACACCACCCUAGAAACCGUAUAGCGAAAGACUUUGCGUAAUAGUGCCCCCCUCACAAAACGUACCACCUACCACAACCACCGCCCUCAAGCGCCAACACCAUAUAGCCACCAUCAUCACCAAAACACACACUCAUGUAACAUGCCCGCUUUAAACAACCAUCAGCAUUGUCACCUUAGGGUUCACCAAGUAAUACUUUCGAUAUAACAGACGGCAAUCACAGCUAACACCAAGCAACAUCAUCAAUGAUUCAAUGAUUGUAUCGCUUUAAGUGCGUUCGUUGCACACAAAAAAAGCAAAAACAAAGCAAUGCGUAGUUAACCACAUGCUCAGUAGUCGCUCACAAUGACACACAUAUACAUAUUUAUAUUAAUAUAUGUAUACUUGAAUAACUGCAAAUUUAUAAAAAAAAAAACGAUAUUAUAACAGUAUAUGUUUCAUAAUUCUACUCACAUGCAAAUUAUUAACAUUUAAUUGUGAUUAACUCAUUAGUUCAUUAGAAGCGCAGAUCUGCAAAAAAAAUAUUUUUUUGGGAAAAUUUGAAAAUUUAUUUAAGAAAUAAAAAAAGUUUCAAGCAUUGGUGUAAGUAGCAUGCUAGCAACGUGAAAACGCGUUAAAUGUGAAGUUGUCGAGUGAUUAAAAAAACAAUUUGUUUCCUUAAUAAUAAUAAAAAAUAAAAAAAUAACAAUAGCAAAAUAUAAAAAAAAAAUAUAUUAAAAACAAUACUGUAAAUCCUUACUUAUAUAAUGAAAAUGCAAAUGUAAAAAUUUUAUAGCAAGCGUCACGUUGCCGUUAGAAUUAUGGAAUGCUGCAGCUUAGUUGCAGAUGCAAAUCACGUCAGAAGUUACACACAAACACACAUAAAGUACAUAUUAGGAGAAAAAUUGAGAGAAAAACUGAAAAUAAUAAUCAGCAACUGUUAUAUACAAUAUUUUGCUAUUAAAAUGAUAUUACAGUUUUUGAAUAUGUAUUUCUUAAGUUUAUUAAACGCGCCUAGGCGCUCUUGUAACUUUGUGUGAGAUGCAAAAAAACAUACAUACAUACAUAUAUAUUUUAUUUUGCUACUAAUUGAAGAAAAAUUAUGCAAUAAUGUAUUGAAGUUAUAAGCCCAUAUACAUAUAUACAACUCCUCAUAACUGCAAAUAUGUAGAUGCACAAUUUUGAAGAAAUUAUAAAAUAAUACUAAUUCUAGCUUUUAUACAUUGCUGCUCAGUGUGCGUAUAAUCGUGAAAAAUUCAGUAAAAAAUAAGAUUACAAAUUGUUUGAAAAAACUGUUUCAAUAUUUUAGCUUUUGGUGCAAACUAUUUUACUGUAUUAGAGUAAAAGAAAUCUUGGUUUUGUUUGAGGGUUUAUUUAUUUUUUCAUACCCAUCUUUAAAAGACCACUAAAAAAUUAAUAUUAAGAGAAGACAAUUAUGUUUUACAAGUCAAAAGUAUUCACUACUCGCUAAAUAAAAAUAAAAAAAAAUUAAAAUUAUGAAAAAAAAACUUUUCCUGAAAAUAUUUUUUUCUAUUUUUGUAUUGCACAACCUUUGGCGUACUAGAUUUUAAUUUUUUCACAGAAUAUCUCGUCUAACUUUAUUUGAUGCGAACGUUAAAAGAGAUAAUUUAAGUUAGAAAUAAAUAUUUGAAUUGGAAACGUAAACAAUUUUCUCAUUGCAAUCUGUAAAAAAAUUAUUUUUUAAAUAAAUAAAUUUUAAUUUUUAAAUAAUAUUUAAAUUUAUUUGAAAUUUAAAAAUGUCAAAAUUAUAUUUUUUUUAAAUUUAAAUUGUAAUUUUUUCACGUUUCUUUUGUUUUUUUAAAUUACAAAAUAAAAAAUGGCAAAAAAUAAUACAAAUUUGGUUAUAGGGUUAUCACAAAAAAAAAAUUUAAUUAACUUUGUACCUACUGAAAUUGGCCUUUUUGGUUUUUAUACACAUUACUUUAUAUACAUACCUAACCUCAAACGAAAAAUAUUUUAACAUUUUAAAGUAAACAUUAGCAUUAUUUAACAAAUCAAAAUUUUCAAAACAAUUGAAAGGAUUUUCAAGUACUAAUGGAUGCAUUAAUGCAAAGAGCAUAUAUUUUCAAUUUAUAUUAUAUAAAAUUUUUUUUUGCAAUGCAAUACAAAUUACUUUUUUUUUUUUAAAUUUUAAAGUAAAUAAAAUUGUGAAAAACUCCAAUACUGAGAGAAGUUUGUGCCGUCAUGAAAAAAAACAAUAAAAAGUAUGCAAAAAAAAUUUAGCAACUAAAUAUAUUUUCCAAUUAUAUUAUAUACAUUUUCAUCAUGUAAUAACCAUUUAAAAAAUUACAAUUAUGGCUGAGUAGAAAAGUUAACUAAACUUCGAAUAUUUUUUUUUUUAAUUUAGUGUCUUCGCACACAUACUUACAUAUAUUUAUAUAUAUAUAUAUUUACAUAUGUACCUGAGCAGCAAUGUUACAUACAAAAGCACUAUGUGAAAACCAAUAAUAUUUUUGCAAAACACCUUAAUCACAACAAUGAACCGUUAGAACUAAAACAUUAACAUUUAUACAUACACAUACAUAUGUAAGCAACAAAUUACCAACACACAUACAUACAUGAAAUUGUAAAAGUGAAACAAUGAAAAGUUUCCUUUAUGCAUAGCAACUGUAAAUUUAGGCGCGAAACUCUUUAAGACGCACACAUACAUACACAUAAAAUGUUGCAACACAUAGAAAACGUUACGAAUGCGAAUUUAUUAUAUUAAACAUAUAAUUAUAAGUUGAAAUAUUUUGCACCCAUUCUACGCAACAUUCGUGCAACAUAAGCUUUACUUAUGUUUCGUUCCGUUAUGCCGCGUCUUGUAUUCACUGAAGUUUUAUAUGCUAUAGUCUAAAUAAAGCAAAUGUAGAAUUUACUCGUAAAUAAUUCCGACUGACUUAAAAAAAAAACAAAAACAAAAAACAAGUAAAAAUUAUAAACAAUGCUGCGCAUGCGCUCCCCACACCCUCGCUCCGAUAUGGCGUUACUUUGUAUGUGCUGGAGGAGCAGCAGUAGCAGCCAAGUGAAAUACAUAAACAAAUUAAAAUUUUAAUUAGAUAUGCAAUGAAACAAACAGAAAUUUACAUUUAACAAAAGUAAAUAAUUGAAAAUUAUUUAUAGAAAAAUUGUGGAACUCAUAUUAGCAAAGACAAAAUGCAUUGCGUUUGUUCGAAUAUUUAAGAAUUUUUUUUAUUUACAUAUAUACUUGCAUGCAGACAUACAUACAUAAAAAAAAAAUUGCCUCUACAUAAAACAACAGAUAUUUGUGUAACGUUAUAAGCGGCAAGAGCUUGUAUAAAUGAUAUAUUGAUUCAAUAAAACAAAAUCCUUUUUUCUAAAAAUA